Messenger RNA from Aricia agestis (brown argus), 1566 nucleotides. It is a transcript of the gene eIF2Bgamma, whose product is annotated as translation initiation factor eIF-2B subunit gamma. Gene Ontology annotation, molecular function: guanyl-nucleotide exchange factor activity; translation initiation factor activity. The record is from RefSeq and is a predicted model, not a curated record. The transcript is spliced from 5 exons. Lineage: Eukaryota; Metazoa; Arthropoda; Insecta; Lepidoptera; Lycaenidae. Gene Ontology annotation, biological process: cytoplasmic translational initiation; biosynthetic process. Gene Ontology annotation, cellular component: eukaryotic translation initiation factor 2B complex; guanyl-nucleotide exchange factor complex. Bases 140 to 1519 code for a protein of 459 amino acids.
UUUAGCAAUUUGCAUUUGCACUAGUAAAAUUAUAAUUGUGGACGAAUUUCCUAAUAUAUUUCUAAAGUUUUCUGGUUCUCAAUGUGACAAACUUUUUAACAAAAGGUAAUUUGAAGAGUAAACAGAUUGUGAAGUAAGUAUGCACAAGAUUCUAGAGUUUCAAGCUGUCGUCCUAGCUGCGGGAAGAGGCUCAAGAUUGCCUGAUGUUGGUGGAAAAGUGUCAAAAUGUUUGUUGCCCGUGGGUCCAUAUCCCUUGCUUUGGUACUCAUUAAAUAUGCUCGAACGAGCAGGAUUUCAAGAAACUUUGCUAGUGGUUUUAGAUGAAGAUAAAUCAAGCAUAAUUAAUGCAUUAGAAAACUGCCCACUGAAGAUCAAGUAUGAUUUGAUAGUGAUUCCAUCCGAGGAGGACUGGGGUACUGCCAACUCGCUAAAACACAUCAGCAGUAGAGUAACAACAGACCUUAUUGUUGUGUCUGGAGAUCUUAUAAGUAAUGUAAACUUAAAUGACAUUUUAAACUUGUAUCGGAAACAUGAUGCCACCUUGGCUUCAUUAUUCUUUAAUAACGGACCAGAGGAGUGGAUUGAACUGCCAGGACUUAAAACUAAGGCUAAGCCAGACAAGGAUCUCGUAUGCAUAGACAAAGACACAGAGCGACUUGUGUUCCUAGCGAGUGCCAGUGAUUUUGAAGAGAAUGUGACUAUUCCUAGGCUGCUGCUCAAAAAGUUCAACACCGUCAGUAUGUUCAGUAGAUUAUUGGACGCUCACCUGUAUAUUAUGAAGAAUUGGGUUGUCAAUUAUGUGGUAGAGAUGGACAAAUUUACGUCCAUCAAAGGAGAACUCAUCCCUCAUAUUGUAAAAAAACAAAUGUCUAAACCCAAAAAUGCAGUUGAGAAAAAAGGUACCUCAGAAAAAGGUGUUGUUCUGACAAAGGAUAUAUUCGAUUUUGCCGUUAACCAGGGAUUUGAAGAUAAAAUAAGGAGUAUGUCCUCAUAUACUGAUCAUAGUUUUGGGUACAAACCUGUUUAUCAUGGAGAUAGAAUAAGAUGUUAUACACACAUACCACAUACAAAUACUUUUGGGUUGAGAGUCAAUACUCUAUCUGCUUACUACUUAGCAAAUAGUAAGAUAAUGUCCAAAUGGGACGAAAUAACCGGCACAACGCUAUCCAAUAAAUAUCAUCCAAACAGCGAGGUGAAAACAAAGCAAAUAGAUGAUGUGAGUACUGUGGGUGAGAAAAGCAUUGUCAGUGAGAAAACAUCAAUAAGAAACACCUCCAUUGGUAUGAAUUGCAUUGUUGAGAACAAGGUCAGGUUGACGAACUGUAUUCUAAUGAACAAUGUCACUGUUAAAGAAGGAUGCGUGCUUCAAGACUGUAUAGUAUACACGGGGGCCACACUAGAGAAUAACUGCUUGCUACAAUAUUGUAUUGUUGGGCCACACCACGUCGUACCAUCUUCUACGUCUGCCAAUCAUCAGCUACACGCUGAAACUACUGACAAUAUGAUAACCUUGGGAUAAAUUUUAAUAUAAUAUUAAUAUAUUAAAUAUAUUUUCACAAAUUUUAU